UGUCCUCCGGGCCGGAGGAGAUCCGCAAGAGUUUGAACAAGUUUCUUCUCUGUUGCGUUGGCAGUUUGACUGUGAAGAUGCUUCCCGGAGCGCUGGCCGUGUUGCUGACUUUAUUCAGCCUCACUGAGAGCAAAGAGAAAGACUUUUAUACUUUCAAAGUAGUGAACAGCAGGGGGAAGUUAGUGUCCCUGGAAAAGUACCGGGGCUCGGUGUCCCUGGUGGUGAAUGUAGCCAGUGAAUGUGGCUUCACUGAGGAACACUACAAAGACCUGCAGCAGCUCCAGCGGGACUUUGGGCCGUAUCACUUCAACGUGCUGGCCUUCCCCUGCAACCAGUUUGGGCAGCAAGAGCCCGGCAGCGACAAGGAGAUUGACAGCUUUGUGCGCAGAGUCUACGGAGUCUCCUUCCCCCUGUUCAGUAAAAUUGCGGUCGUCGGAACUGGAGCAAACAAUGUCUACAAGUACCUUGUUGAGUCUUCUGGAAGUGAGCCUGACUGGAAUUUCUGGAAGUAUCUCAUCGAUGUAAAUGGCAAAGUGGUUGGUGCAUGGGGACCAAAAGUUUCUGUCAAAGAAAUCCGACCCAAAAUAGCUGAAAUGGUGCGGCAGAUAAUCCUAAAGAAGAAAGAAGAGCUAUAACCUCCUGUUAAAAGACCCCGUAGUGUUUGGAUUAGAUUUAAAUUCAUUGCUACAUGAACCGAAGAGAUAAACUGAACACAUUUAUUUUGCUUGUACAAUCAGACAUUGUUCAGUAAACCAUUCAAUUCAAAUCACACAGCGAAAGCAAGUGUUACUAGCUUUCUGAAAGCACUGAUGAAACGCCACUAUGUUUUUAAAUUUAAUGUUAAGUUUUAUACCAGGUGAAUGACAUUUGAAGCUGCAGCUUGAAGCCAAAGAGCUCCUGUUCUCCUAUUUGUUAGUCUUGUGGAUUAUGUGUUUGGUUUUGUAUUCACUCUGAUUUGUGGAAUAAACAUUUACU
Messenger RNA from Epinephelus fuscoguttatus (brown-marbled grouper), 975 nucleotides. It is a transcript of the gene gpx7, whose product is annotated as glutathione peroxidase 7. Gene Ontology annotation, biological process: response to oxidative stress. The record is from RefSeq and is a predicted model, not a curated record. The transcript has 3 exons. Gene Ontology annotation, molecular function: glutathione peroxidase activity. NCBI's taxonomy places the organism in Eukaryota, Metazoa, Chordata, Actinopteri, Perciformes, Serranidae. Bases 78 to 635 code for a protein of 185 amino acids.